CCGGGGAUAUAAGCCCCGCAGGGAAAGCGCUGAGCAGAGGAGGAGGCCACAGCCCGACCUGCAGCAGUCCAGCCCUUGGGACUCCUCUCGCCUUCCACCUGCUCAUCUCCGCUUCCAGAACUGUCGCCAUGGUGACGGUGCGCCGCCCGUGGCCCGCCGUGGCCACAGUGCUGCUGGCCCUGCUCGCCUGCCUGGGGGCGCUGGUCCACGCCUACCCCGCCAAACCCGAGGCUCCCGGCGAAGACGCGUCGCCGGAGGAGCUGAGCCGCUACUACGCGUCGCUGCGCCACUACCUCAAUCUGGUCACUCGGCAGCGGUACGGGAAACGAGACAGCCCGGAAGCGGUCCUCUCGAAACUGCUCUUCCCCGACGGCGAGGACCGCCAGGUCAAAUCACGGCCAGAAGGCGCGUACAUGUGGUGACGACCCCAAGGCCUCCUGGGAGACACGCCGACUGCACCGACCUCGUUUGCAUGUGUGCUCCUGACCCGGAACCUGGGUUCCUCUCGCUGCCUACUGUGCCUGGGAGGGGGUGGGGGUGCUGGAUGGGGUCUUCAUCCCAUUUCUCCGUGCCCCCGGCCCCUGGGCUGGAGGGCUGUGUGUGGUCUUUCCCUAGUCCCCAAAUAAAGAGCAAAUUUCACUGAAA
Neofelis nebulosa (Clouded leopard) is the source of this 645-nucleotide messenger RNA. RefSeq names its product peptide YY (gene PYY). The record is from RefSeq and is a predicted model, not a curated record. Gene Ontology annotation, cellular component: extracellular region. The coding region runs from base 129 to 422 and encodes 97 amino acids. The transcript is spliced from 4 exons. Gene Ontology annotation, molecular function: neuropeptide Y receptor binding; neuropeptide hormone activity. NCBI's taxonomy places the organism in Eukaryota, Metazoa, Chordata, Mammalia, Carnivora, Felidae. Gene Ontology annotation, biological process: feeding behavior; neuropeptide signaling pathway.